Molecule: messenger RNA, 1197 nt
Organism: Sorex fumeus (smoky shrew)
Lineage: Eukaryota; Metazoa; Chordata; Mammalia; Eulipotyphla; Soricidae
Gene: YPEL5
Product: yippee like 5
Exons: 4
Coding region: 118-483 (121 amino acids)
Source: RefSeq, a predicted model, not a curated record
UGGGUGCUGGAAUGUCAGGACUGCGCAGAGUUCCUUGGGUGAAUUCCACGCGGCAGUGUUGAAUCUAUACAGGCUUACUAAUUACAGAGAAGGUUUUUUGGAACUUCAGUUAUAACCAUGGGGAGAAUUUUCCUUGAUCACAUUGGUGGCACUCGUCUGUUUUCUUGUGCAAACUGUGACACGAUCCUGACCAACCGCUCAGAGCUCAUCUCCACUCGGUUUACCGGUGCCACUGGCCGAGCAUUUCUUUUUAACAAGGUAGUGAACCUGCAGUACAGUGAAGUUCAAGACCGGGUCAUGCUCACCGGCCGCCACAUGGUUCGAGACGUGAGCUGCAAAAACUGCAAUAGCAAACUGGGAUGGAUCUAUGAGUUUGCCACGGAAGACAGCCAGCGUUACAAAGAGGGCCGCGUGAUCCUGGAACGGGCUCUGGUUCGAGAGAGCGAGGGCUUUGAGGAGCAUGUACCGUCCGAUAACUCUUGAAGAAAAAACAGAGAACUGCAUCUUUUCCCAGGUCUCCUUCACUGAAACAAAAAUCUACUUACAUACACUGUCACCUUAGCAUCAGAGUCGGAUUCAUGAACUGCGGAACAAGAAGUUGUGAGAAUCUAAGAUGGAACCUUCCUUCUUUCCUUUCUUCUUUUUUUUUUUCAAGUUUUCUAUUUUCCAUCCAACAGCAGUGUGUAGAGAGAAUAUUAUGCAGAUGCCGUUAAUUUCCCCCCCGUGUUUACAUCUCGAGGCAGAAUAGUGUAUUGGCAGCUAGACGGCGGGCUAAGUAAGGAGAAAGAUCUGGGCCUUCGUGUGAAAAAGUGUGUUUUAUGUCAAUUUGGAAAGGAAAAGGUGUGAAGAGCAUGGUUUUUAAUCGUACUCGGGCUUCAUUUGAAAAUGUGUUUGAAACCCCAGUUGUCCACUUGAUUUGCUAGUCUCAGAGGCGAGGUCCGAAUUUGCGACGAGCGCUAAAGGUUCAGUGUUAGUGUGGCUUGUGCUGGCCCUUGUGCCAUAUUCUUGUGGGAGAAGAACCGCAGCACCGGAGCCCAUUCUUCUUGUCAAUCUUGACCCAAAGAUGUCACCAUUCCUAGUCACUUGUCACCGCGUACUUGGUGUUGAUUGGAAACUCUUCCUGAGGUGGGGCAGAACUGCUUGGUUGUCUUUUCCAUGUAACUUAAGCAUAGUAAUAUAAAUAAAGUAAUAGUCGGA